Caenorhabditis angaria is the source of this 1232-nucleotide messenger RNA. NCBI's taxonomy places the organism in Eukaryota, Metazoa, Nematoda, Chromadorea, Rhabditida, Rhabditidae. The record is from the annotation of a GenBank genome assembly.
AUGUCUGAUAGUAAUAAAUUGAUAGCUAAAAAUGUGCAAAGUUUUGGUGAAACAAAAAGUAGAAGCAAAUCGAAGUCGAAGUCGAGAUCGAGAUCGAAAUCAACUUUCAAAUCCAAAUCAGAAGAAAGUUCUGAUUCAUCUCAUUUAAAACAUUUGGAUCCGGAUAAAUUUGUCAAUGCCUAUGGAACAUUUGGCAGGUAACUUUAUAACAGGGAAUUUCAAUACUUACGAUUUUCUAUCGGAAUUCUAUCUAUUUCAGAUAUCAAAUGUUCACUUAUAUAUUGGUUCAAACAUUAUGUUUCUUUUAUGCGGCUUCAGUUUAUGUGAUGUCAUAUGUUCAAUUGCAUAUCAAAAAAGAAUGCUUUUAUAUGAAUGUAAGAACUUUAUCUCAUAUCAAAAAUAAUAAUUAAUUUUUAAAGCAAACAUAUCCAGCAUCUUCCACUUGUCGAAUUGAAGCUGAAAAUAAUGAGCAAUCUUUUCCAAAUCAAGAAUGUGGACAAUUCGAAGGUUCAAAGUUGAUGUAAGGUUUCGGCAGGAAAAAAAUUUUCUACAAAAAUUAUUUUUUCAGAACUUAUGAACACACGUCACGAACGAAUCUUCUGAUGGAUUUCGAUCUUGUCUGUUCGCAUUGGUUUAUUAAAGAACUUGGUCUCUCAUUUUUCACAAUCGGUGCAGUUCUAACCGUCCCUUUCAUGUCAUAUUUUGCUGAUCGAUGGGGAAGACGACCAAUUUUAUUAUUUUCCACAAUCACUGCUUUCAUCGCAAAUCUAAUUGCAUCAUUCAGCCCAAAUUAUGUGAUUUUUCUAAUUCUUCGAACAAUUAUCGGUGCUGCCAGUGACACAUAUUUUUCAAUUGCAAGUGUUGUGACUUGUGAAUUUCUGGCUGAAAAAGCUCGACCAUGGAUAACUGUUGUUUAUAAUGUUGCAUGGGCGCUUGGAAUGUUAUGGGUUUUGGCAGUUUCUCAAAUGACUGAUAGCUGGAAAUGGCGAUAUUUUUUUUCGUCUUUGCCUGGAAUUUAUGCGUUUUUGUUGAUUUUGUGAGUUUUAUUAUGGAAAACUUUAAGAAAAGAAAAACAAGCAAAACUUUUAGUGUGUUCUCCUAAGAUCUUAAACGCUUCUCCAAAAAAUUUCCAAUGUUCAAUUUCCAGCUGUCUCCCAGAAUCACCCCAUUGGCUAAUUAUUCACAACAAAACCGACCGUCUUAAAAAUACAUCAAAACCUCAAAUCGAAUAA